ACACACACACACACACACACUCACUUCGCCAUCUAACCUGCACAGACAAGGGAAAUGUCAGGACCCAGGCCUGUAGUUCUGAGUGGCCCAUCAGGAGCUGGGAAAAGUACCCUGUUGAAGAGACUCAUGAAAGAAUAUGAAGGGGUUUUUGGAUUCAGCGUCUCCCACACCACCAGAAAUCCUCGUCUAGGAGAGGAAAAUGGAAAAGGGCUGAAUUGUCUCCCAAUGCUUCUGGGGGCUACAUUACUUCCUGUAGCAGACGUCCUGUCCUCUGAGACAUCUAAAGAUUACCACUUUGUCACCAGAGAGAAGAUGCAAGAUGGAAUCGAUAAGGGUGAAUUCAUUGAGAAUGCAGAGUUUUCUGGGAACAUGUAUGGAACCAGCAAAUCAUCCAUAGAAGACGUUCAGGCACAAAAUCUCAUCUGCAUCUUGGAUGUUGACAUACAAGGAGUGAAAAACAUUAAAAAGACAGAUCUGAACCCCAUAUAUAUCUCCAUCCAACCUCCUUCAAUGGAGUUACUGGAAAAGCGUCUGAGAGACAGACAAACAGAGACAGAGGACAGUCUACAGAAGCGUCUGGAGGCAGCGAGGAUUGACAUGGAACUCAGUAAGGAACCUGGGGUUUUUGAUAUGGUAAUCAUUAAUGAUGACCUGGAAGAAGCCUAUGAGAAACUCAAAAGUGUUCUUAUUGAGGAAAUUGAGAAGGUGCAAGAUGCCAAGAAUUAGGAAAGGAUAAACAGCACUUUUGACCUUUCUGCCCGACAACACAAGACAUGAAGCCUUUUUUCCAGCCUUGUACGGUGCAAUCAUGAUGUUGGUUCUCAUGUCAGACUCUAUUCACUUAAAUGGGUAAUCAAGACGGGUGUUAUGUUCAAAAGAGUGUGAUAUAGAGCUUUUCUCUGUGGGUGAGAGAAAAUCUAUGCAUUUAUGUAAAAAAUAUCUCAAUCUCAGUUGAAGACUUAUCUCUAUUAACCCUUUCCAGCAUGUUUGCACCUUGAAUUAUGAA
This is a messenger RNA of Carassius auratus (goldfish), 1006 nucleotides long. Its product is annotated as guanylate kinase-like. Lineage: Eukaryota; Metazoa; Chordata; Actinopteri; Cypriniformes; Cyprinidae. Gene Ontology annotation, cellular component: cytosol. The transcript has 9 exons. Gene Ontology annotation, molecular function: GMP kinase activity. The coding region runs from base 55 to 726 and encodes 223 amino acids. The record is from RefSeq and is a predicted model, not a curated record. Gene Ontology annotation, biological process: purine nucleotide metabolic process.